Monomorium pharaonis (pharaoh ant) is the source of this 5815-nucleotide messenger RNA. It is a transcript of the gene grh, whose product is annotated as protein grainyhead. The transcript has 16 exons. Gene Ontology annotation, cellular component: nucleus. NCBI's taxonomy places the organism in Eukaryota, Metazoa, Arthropoda, Insecta, Hymenoptera, Formicidae. Gene Ontology annotation, molecular function: DNA-binding transcription activator activity, RNA polymerase II-specific; RNA polymerase II cis-regulatory region sequence-specific DNA binding. Gene Ontology annotation, biological process: regulation of transcription by RNA polymerase II. The coding region runs from base 1164 to 4946 and encodes 1260 amino acids. The record is from RefSeq and is a predicted model, not a curated record.
GGUUAUGUGACUGAAAGUACAAACAGGAUACGGACAAGUUCAAUAGAAUAUUAACAUAUAAAUUCGUAGACGAUCGAGCGAUACCGCUAGAAAACCGAAACGAGUGGCCGAACGUGACAUUCGAGAGACUGUCAACGUAAGUCAGAAAUGUCAACGUAAUAAUGUGCGCGUUGUGAAUCUCAAUUGUGGUACAAGUAAACACGUUCAAGCUCCUUACCGAAAUAUCUUGCGAAAUCAAACGGUUUCACUGGUGAAAAACAAGAGGUAACCAAGCGGAGAACUCUGGGCCCCCGAAGAAGGGUGCCCUCGAGAGAAAAGUAAUCUCAAUCUCAGCGAAUUCGCCAAAACGACGGACGCCUCGGUCUAUGGAGAACGUGGUGACACUAUUAUCCGUUGAGAUGUGAUCCAGAACAUAGGAGGGACACUUUGUAGUUUGUAGUUGGUCCCCAUCUCCCCCCUCUAUCACCCAAUUACCCCACUAGCCCCCCUCGUGACUUCUACCACCUACUCUACCUCCCCCUCUCGUCUCUCUUCGUACACAUGCACGUGUGAUAAUCCUCCUCACCGGUAAAGCAACCACCACCGGAUCAGCGGCUUCCUACGAAUGCACCAGCUGAUGAUCCGCUGCUCAACGACACUUCUCCCUCCUUUCUAAUACGAUCCCAACGACUGCGCGUCAUGGACGAUUCUAACCGGCCGAAUCGCGGUCGACGUGACUGCAAUAUGACGCGACGUACACCAUCGCGAUGGCAGGUCUAGGAUCUAUCCGCGGCAGGUGCAACGCACGAUCGAGGCGUCUGGUCGCCGAUAGACACAUCGCCUUCGCGUGACGGAGGAAGACGCUUCUUCCUCUUUGUACGACCCGACGGAGUCCUCCGUUCUACGGAGGCAUCGUCCACUGACGCGAGGCGAGGGCGUACAGAUUUUUAUCGCCCGCUCUUCUUCAAACAACGUGCCAUACAACCCUCAGCAACCUGUGAUAUAAUACUCGAUGCUUAAAUAUUUACAUAGACGUAGACAUCUAGUCGAAGACUAGAUCAGGCUGAAGGUUUCGUCAAAAGAAAACUGCAAUUCCUAAGACAACCAAGCCGACCACAACGCGCAUACUAGCCGGAUUUAACAGUACGAGGAGAGAAGAAAGAAACGAAAGACGGCGUCGGAGAAUGUCGACGUGCACUGACGAGGCCGAUAAUGCACCCUGCACUCUGUCUCCGGUGCAGGAGGCACCAGUUUCGCCGGCGUCCUCCUCUCUGAGCAACCAAAAUCAAAACGAGAGCGAGCAAGUCCUGCUGGCGACCAUGCAGCCGGUGAACGUGCUCGAUCUGCACGAGCCGCCGACCGUGCUCCAUUCCAAGUAUCAGCAUCACCAUCACCAUUCCCGUCACCAUCACCAUCAUAACCAGCAUCAUCAUCAUCAACAGCAGCACAUCCAGGGAAACGAUUCGGACGACGUGCAGCAGCGCACCGCGGACGACCCUGACGGGCGCGUGACACCAGGCGGCGAGGGGGGUGCGGGCAACGCGGCGCUCGGCGUCGGCGAGCACAAGAUGAUCGACCUGAUCUACAACGACGGUCAGAAAACCGUCAUGUACACCCACGACAAGGAGAUCAUUUACGAGAACGAGCACGCGGACCGCGUGCAGGUGGUCGAGUACCCGCCGCCGCCGCCGUCGCCGCCGUCGCCCUCGCCGCCGUCGGCCGGUGUCACCCGGACGGCGGCCGGCCUCCUGCCGCCGACCGCCUGCGUCACCCCGAGGUCCGCCGCCGCUCUGCAUCUGCAUUAUCCGCAGCUGCAGCUGCAGCACGAGGACGACCUGCCGCCGACGGUGCGCCACGCCGUCAACGCGACCGUGCCGAAUUGCGGUGCCGCGACCACCACGACGACGGUCCUCGUGCUGUCGGAGCUCGUCGCGGCCGACCCGGCCGCCGCCGGUGCAGCUGCAACCGCGCAGCAACUGACGCUCACCGCCGCCGCGGCGUCGUUUCGCGCUGGACGACGCAGUCGUAGCGAGGAGGAUACCAACGGUACCGUUGUCAGCGACGACGCGCAGCAGCAGCAGCAGCAGCAACAACAGAGCUACGUGUCUGCACAGCGCGAACCGGAAGAGGAGGAGGAACUGAGAGCGGAGGAGGCGGUGGCGCAGAGCCUGCAGAGCGGCGCCGAGAACGGCGAUCAGGAGGUUCACAAGAGGGUUGCCGCGGUGCAGGUGCAGGUACAGGGUAUGGAGGGUGACUGGCGGGCCUACUGCGAGCAUCCGCUCUCGGUAGCGACCGCGGCUAUGCUAAAUCUUCAGCAGCAGCAUCAGUCGGCGGUAGCUAACCACAACGAUGAUCCUGCCGCGCCCUAUGUCUACGAAUACUACAAACUUCCCGAGAAAACGGCAGAAGUCAAACUGCCGCCCACGCACGAACUCUGGUCCACGGGUGUGAUGGGCCAGAAGCUGCUGGUGCAGGAGGCGCCUGGCUCCGGUUCCGGCUCGACGAAUCGCAUGGAAGGCGGCGAAGGCGCCGGGGGAGGGGAAUUACACCACUUCCUCCAGUACAACCAGCAGUCCCACAGUCCCAGCCAGAGCCUGCAGGGUGGCCUUCCGCUUCCGCUGAGCCCGCAGUCCCUGAGGCACGACGGUGCCUCGAGCACUGGCAUCGUCGGGGUCAAAAGGGAACCGGAGGAUCUCAGCUCGUCGCGUGGAGGCCAACAGACUAGCAAACGGCACAAACAGCCGGACAGUCCUACACCACCGGGAAUGUACCAUCAUCAUCCGCAUCAGUUACAGGUGCAGCAGUACGGCAGCCCCUACGACCCCUACACGUCCUGCAGUCCAAGAUUGCAGUCGACCGCGUACACGUCUACGUCGGCGACCGGGACGGGAAAUGCGACGGGGAAUCCCGGCGGCGGUCUCCAUCAGGAGGCCACGACGGUCUACGUUGCCGGUGACGCGCUGGCGCCGCUCGCCUCGUCGAGCUCCGCUUCCUCGCUGUCCACCACGACCGCUUCGUACACGAGGUACGAGGUUGUGCCGAGCUCAUACGCUACGACACACGCGAUACGCUCGUCGUCGAGCAGCAGCAAAGUCCUGACCGUUGAUCUUCCCAGCCCCGACUCCGGCAUUGGCGCCGACGCAGUGACGCCCAGGCAGGACCAUCAUCCGACCACGGCUCUUCAUCAGUCGUCGUUCGACUACACAGAAUUAUGCCCUGGUGGAACUGCAGCUGGAGCGGCGGUGGUCCUCGAGGGUACCGCAGUAAUACACCAACCCCUGCAACUGCAGCUACAGCAGAACCACGCACAAGCGCAAGUGCAACGCGGUCUAGUGUCCGCGGGUGCGACAACUCCAAACCCGAAUCCAAAUCCGCAGAGAUCGCGACCCUGGCACGAUUUCGGCAGACAGAACGACGCUGAUAAGAUUCAAAUACCGAAAAUUUUCUCGAAUUACGGAUUUAAGUAUCAUCUGGAGUCGCCGAUCAGCACGUCGCAGCGCCGCGAGGACGACAGAAUAACGUACAUCAACAAGGGCCAAUUCUACGGCAUCACGUUGGAAUACGUGUCCGAUCCGGACAAGCCACUCCUCAAGGCAGGGCAGACAGUCAAGAGUGUGGUGAUGUUGAUGUUCCGGGAGGAGAAGAGUCCAGAAGACGAGAUCAAGUCCUGGCAGUUUUGGCACGGCAGACAACACUCGGUCAAACAACGGAUUCUCGAUGCUGACACAAAGAACAGCGUCGGCCUGGUGGGCUGCAUAGAGGAAGUCGCGCACAAUGCGAUUGCCGUUUACUGGAACCCACUCGAAUCGUCGGCGAAGAUAAACGUGGCGGUGCAAUGUCUCAGUACCGAUUUCUCGAGUCAGAAAGGCGUGAAGGGUUUGCCGCUGCAUAUUCAGGUCGACACGUACGAGGAACCGCCGCCCCAUGCGCACUCAUACACGCCGCCUUCUCAUCGCGGCUACUGUCAAAUUAAGGUCUUUUGCGAUAAGGGAGCGGAGAGAAAGACCCGGGACGAGGAGAGACGCGCGGCUAAGAGGAAGCUGACAGCGACCGGCAGGAAAAAGCUCGAUGAGCUCUAUCACCCCGUCACGGAACGUAGCGAGUUUUAUUCCAUGGUCGAUCUGCACAAGCCGCCUGUGCUUUUCUCCCCGCCGGCCGAGCACGCCAUCGAUAAGUUCUCGACGAUGGAGUUGUCGGGCUUCUACGGUGGUGGCGGCGGCGGGGGCGGGGGUGAUACCGACACCUCGUCCCUCAGUAACGGUGAAGGUGGAGGAUUGAAGGCAGGGGGUAGCAGCCCCUAUCCGCCCCCGUGUGGCCGGCCGAGUCUGCCGGCCCUCAAGUUCCACAACCACUUUCCGCCCGACAAUCUCAGUAGCCUGCACGACAAGAAGGACUCAUUGCUGAUGCAGGUGCAGGAGCUGCAAGGCUCGGUGCUGCAAGGGGUGCAGCAGACCGGCCUGACGGGCGCAGUGGUGUCCAGUGUCGGCAAUCGGCUGCACUUGCAACAGCAGCCGCCGCAUCUGCGCCCGACGGACGCCGAGGAACGCGUCAUGCUUUACGUACGUCAAGAAUCGGAAGACGUCUAUACGCCAUUGCACGUCACCCCACCGACGGUCCAGGGCCUGCUCAAUGCUAUUGAGUCAAAGUACAAAAUUGCAUCCUCGAGUAUUAAUAACCUCUAUCGCAAAAACACAAAGGGAAUUACAGCGAAAAUUGACGACGACAUGAUUCGAUAUUACGUCGACGAGGAUCUGUUCCUGCUGGAGGUGAGCCACUCGCGGAUCAAUCCGGAGCCGGGUAGUGAACGCAACAAUCCGGAUUCGCCGGAUCCCGGCGAUCCGGGUGAUCAUUCCGUCGGAUACGACGUCACCCUCAUCGAACUACCAUCACCCCCGCAUCUACCGCACUCACCCCUCGCCAAUUCCACGCAUGGACACGUGCACGUUCACGACAACAGUAAUACGUGAACCCGAACGGACAAGAAACCUUUGUGUAAAUAUGUUACGCAAGCUUAACGAGAACUAGUCGCUCGGAAAAAGCGCGAAUCAGCAACAUCUUGCGUCGAAUAAUGAUUACUGUUAAAUGAACAACGAAUUUUCUCAUGCCACACUGAAGAUUCUUAGUACUAUAGUACUAUUUCAUCGAUGACGUACUUGCAAAGAACGUUUAUCGAGAAAGACACAAGUAGCUGCAUCUCAAUUAUUUUUCAGCAAGAAUAAGUAAGAAGAAUCAAGAGAAGACAUCAGAAGAUCAUCAAGUUUUUAAAGAGUGACAGUUCGAAGAAAAUUGUCUCGUUGUUUCAAUGUAGACUCUAACCGUGUAAUCGUAGUAUAAUAUCACAGUCGAAGCCUAUAUUUGACGCGGAUAAAUGUUUUAUAAUAUUUUUUUACACGUAUGUAUUAGAUUUUUAAAUGUUUUCGCCAAUAACUAUCAUUUCUAUGAGAUUUCAACCCUUUCAUAUAUUGUUUAAAUGCAUAUUUCAGAACAUAUACGUUAUGUAUUUAGAGAAAACAACAUCUCUGAUAGAUAUAAGUCACUAAUGACAAUUAUCGCCCAUUCUAAAGAAAAUUACUUCUUUUAAUCUCAAAGAAGUAUUGUGAUAAAUAUUCAAAUCAUAAAAUUUAAAACGUUACUGUAAAUAUAAGUGAAAUGUAAGUGACUUCAUGCUUCUCUACUCAUUUCGGCUCUCCAAUCAAUCAUUUAUUAAGAGGCAUACACAAGGGGAUGAUGAUUUAUCGAAUUUAAAAUAUAAAAAUGUAAAAAGUUAUUUACGUAGUAAUUUGGUAAAUCUAUAUAUAAUCAAAUAUAAAUAUAUGAAAAUAGCUUUUGCAUUGUU